Messenger RNA from Neolamprologus brichardi, 6827 nucleotides. The record is from RefSeq and is a predicted model, not a curated record. Lineage: Eukaryota; Metazoa; Chordata; Actinopteri; Cichliformes; Cichlidae.
CCGUCAGGCAUUGCGGCUGGGUUCUCCCACCUUGACCAUCGGAUCCGAGAGAGGUCGGGGGAGAGAACAGCAAUGGCGGCCGGUUAGCUCUAUACACAAACACCAAGUCCCCAAUCAGCCGCGCGCACCACAUCGCUCCGAGGAAAGCCAGUUUUACACAACACAGCGGAGCCAGCGAGACAGGGACAGAGCUGAGACACGGGCUUUAGGGGGCGGGGAUCCCUCCGCGGAUCGUUGCUGCCUGUGGAGACUUUCCUUCUACUUAAAAAAAAAUUAUGGACGAACACCCCGGCGGAGGAGGGGUCGGAACGAGUGCCCCACGACAGCCUCCGCCACCGCAGCAGCAGGGGAAUAACAGUAGUGCUAAUCCGCCAAUUGGAGGCGGUGGUGGCGGAGCAGUCAUGGUACCACACCAGCCCGAUGAGCUACCUCGGCCGCAGCAGCAGUACACAAUCCCCGGCAUCCUGCACUAUAUCCAGCAUGAGUGGGCCCGGUUCGAGAUGGAGAGGGCGCACUGGGAAGUGGAGAGGGCCGAGCUUCAGGCGAGGAUAGCCUUCUUGCAGGGGGAGAGGAAGGGCCAGGAAAACCUGAAGCAUGACCUGGUUAGAAGAAUAAAAAUGUUAGAAUAUGCAUUAAAGCAGGAAAGAGCAAAAUACCACAAGUUAAAAUAUGGAACAGAGCUAAACCAAGGAGAAAUGAAGAUGCCAAGUUUUGAAUCAGAGGACACCAAAGAUUCAGAGGUCUCUGCUGUUCAUGCCAACAGUCAGCUCACCUGGAAACAAGGAAGACAGCUGCUCAGACAGUACCUACAGGAAGUCGGAUACACAGACACCAUCCUGGACGUUCGUACUCAGAGGGUUCGCUCUCUGCUUGGCCUGUCGGGCUCAGAGCAGAAUGGAUCUGUGGAGAACAAGAACCUGCAGCACCUGAUCAAUGGGACCGAGCGCCGCAAGGACAAAAGGAGUCCAGGUGAUGUUCUGGAGACUUUUAACUUUCUGGAAAACACAGAAGACAGCGAUGAAGACGAUGAUGAGGAGGGGGACCUGAUGGAUGACAUCAGCACUGACAAACAUCACAGAGCCAAGAAACAUAAGACCAAGGUGGGAAACGAGGGCUUAGCGUCAGAGGAUGAUGCCGACACAGAGGAGGCUCUAAAGGAGUUUGACUUCUUGGUGACGGCUGAGGAUGGAGAAGGGGCGGGUGAGGCUCGGAGCUCCGGAGACGGGACAGAGUGGGCGGAGCCUCUACCAUUUCCUACUGGCGGGGGGAAGUCCUUCUUACUUGGGGGGUCAGAUGAUGUGUUGGAGAGCGUGCUGGGACUGGGUGACCUUGCCGACCUCACAGUCACCAACGAUGAAACAGACUAUGGCUAUGAUCUGCCGUCCAGUAAGGAGUCUUCGUUCAGGAAGACAUGGAACCCCAAGUACACGCUAAGGAGCCACUUCGAUGGUGUCCGAGCACUGGACUUUCACCCCGUUGAGCCCUGCCUGGUCACCGUGUCCGAGGAUCACACCCUUAAACUGUGGAACCUCACCAAGACUGUCCCUGCCAAAAAAAGUGCCUCUUUCGAUGUGGAACCGGUCUACACAUUCAGAGCCCAUGUUGGACCAGUGUUGUCAUUGGCGAUGACCUCCAGUGGUGAACAGUGUUUUAGUGGUGGUCUUGACGCAACCAUCCAGUGGUGGAACAUCCCCAGCUCAAAUGUUGAUCCCUACGACACUUAUGAUCCAAGCGUCCUGGCAGGUUCCUGGUUAGGACACACGGACGCUGUGUGGGGAUUGGCAUACAGCGGUAUCAAAAACCGCCUCCUGUCCUGCUCGGCCGACGGAACAGUGAAGCUGUGGAACCCAACAGAGAAAAACCCCUGCAUUAGCACUUUCAAUACAAACCAUGAGCAUGGGAUCCCCACAUCAGUGGACUUCAAUGGUUGUGACCCUGCUCACAUGGUGGCAUCCUUUAAUAGCGGAGACGUGGUUGUGUAUGACCUGGAAACUUCCCAGCAAGCACUUGUGCUCAAAGGACAGGGAGAUGGCACUCUGUCGGGGUCAAAUCAUAUAAAUAAGGUGGUGAGUCAUCCCACGCUUCCAGUCACCAUCACUGCUCAUGAAGAUCGACACAUCAAAUUCUUUGAUAACAAGUCAGGUAAAGUGAUUCAUGCCAUGGUGGCUCAUCUGGAUGCAGUGACCAGCCUGGCCGUGGAUCCAAACGGCAUCUACCUGAUGUCUGGCAGUCACGACUGCUCUCUGCGUCUGUGGAACCUAGACAGUAAAACGUGUGUUCAAGAGAUCACAGCUCAUCGUAAGAAGAGCGAGGAGGCCAUCUACGACGUGGCCUUCCACCCCUCCAAGGCCUACAUUGCCUCCGCUGGAGCCGACGCCCUUGCCAGAGUCUACGUAUAGACGAGGAAGAGAAGAUUUAAACAACAAAAAAAAGAAAAGGAAAAAGAGGAGAUGACCUCGAGGUGAGGGAUACAGAGACGGACAAAGAGAGAGAGGGGCUAGUCUGUACACAAACAGGAUUCAGGUCUGUUCAGGUCUCUGAACACAGAAUAUAUAUUAAUAUGAAAGACUGGAGCAUCUCCAACGGACAACCGAACAAACACACACAGGUUUCUUACACAAAUUUUUAAGUUAAGAGGUGGAGUGGUGUGAUCUCCCUACAGCUAAUUGAAGAGACAGCAGAAACGCGUUUAAUGAUCAACUUGGAGCAGCUUGCCUGAAACCCAUCUAGCCCCCCACAAAUCCCUAAGGUAGCUUUGACACUACAUGCCUGUCCCAUUCAUUAACACUACUGUGACUCCUGAUCCCAGACAGAAGAGCUGGAGCUGAGGGCAGACGUAAAGGAAAAAUCCCCCCAAAAUUAGACCUGGUCAGAGCUGGCCAAGGAAAGCAGCCUGACAUCUAGAUGAGUUAACCCAUCACUCUUUUAUUUCUUACUGUUGUCAUUUAGCAUCGUAAUGCGGUCAAAUGUAGCACAUUAAACUGUGGAAUCGUAGCACUACAGUCUACAUGUUGUGGGGACAUUUUUGCACCUUUCCCCUGUUUCUCCUUCUGUCCCACUGGACUCAAUGCUGAGAACUGAUUUUUACUCAUUUGGUAAAUGUUCAGGCGUGUCUGAGAGGAGACAGUUACAACUCGAAAAAUGGCCCUCGUGAGAAGUUGCCUGGAAUCUGUAUUGAAUUCACCCCCAUUUGGCUAAUUUUUCUCCAAUAACUCUAAGAACUCUACUUUCAAGGCAGUUCAGAGCAGGCUUGCAGUCCCGAACAGUUAUAAUUGGCUGCCAGUGUUUUCUCUAUGUUUGUUAUACAUUAUAAAAGCUCUAUUACUCCCCAGGUGUUGAAGCUUCAGUGGCAUAUGAAACCAAAUCUAAGCACAAUUGCAGUGCAGUAAGCAGUCUGCUCUCCCAGUCUGACACUUCACAUGAGGUGAUACAGCUAGAAAUGUCCAAGAGUGGAGCAUUCUAAUGAGUCUCCAAAGUCUGCACUUUCUCCUACUGUAAUCCAUUUAGUAGAGCUAACCACUAGUUUAACUAGCAAAAAUAUAGAGUAGCAAAGAAUUCGAGUUGAGUACAGUUUUGUACUGGCUCUCGCCUGCCUCAGGAGAGAGCAUAUGUAAAACAUCCUCUCAUUACACUGAUCUCCUGUCUAGACAAAACAGUCUGAAGAAACAAUUUUGACAUUUUCAUGGCUGUGCUAAGCUCUGGUAAAACAGGAAAAACUUAAACACCAGUGUCUUUGUUGUGCUUUGUACACACUGCUUCUUCACAGUGUUUACAUGGAGAAGAGUGUCUCUGUUCAGAUCUUUUUUUUGUGUGUGUCACAUGUCCUUGAUUGGCUGGAUUCAUGUGAAAGAAAACUGAAAAGCUACAAGCAAACAUCUGACCCAGGUUUCUGAAUGCAGCCAGCUACCUGCACAGAAACAAAAAAUUGAACUAUGUCAUAGACUAUCAUCAAUCUUUAAAUGCCGAAACACUGAAAAGUAGCAGCUAUUUAAGUUGAUUUUAGACGUUUGGCCUGUUCAAAAUGAUUCCCAAGUUGCAAAAAUACCUAGUAAUCAAGUGUUUUGUGUGUAGUCUAAUUCAUAUGUGCAUGAGUUUUAAGUGCAUUUUAAUUAGCUGCUCAAAAAACAUUUGCCAAUUUAUAAUCAUACAACAUCUAAGCUGUUCCACUGGUGAACAUUAUUCGAGAUGCCAGUGUCCCAACACAGGAAGCUGUAAGCUGUUCUAUGUAUCAUCCAUAGUAUGAUCAGAAUAGGGGUACUUGUGUCCAUGUAAACACUCCUCCUGUCACAACAGUGACAGUGAAAUCAUAUUAGCCACAUUAAACCCUGCUGUAAGACUGCCUGAGGAACUGUACUAAAGAGAAAGCCCGGAGGUUAAUCAGAUGUUGGAAUCACAUCUGAGGGGGAUUUUUCCUUUAAACCUUCAGAAACGUCAACCUGAGAACAGAACAUGUGAUGUUUGAACUUCUCUCUUUCACUUUUUAAUAAUUAAAUCUGAGCUAAAGCUUCUGCAAAGCAAGUUUUACAGUUUGUAAAUGGGGAAAAAUGAAGAAGAAAUAUGUUUUGAGCAAACAGAAUGGAUUUAAUAUCAGAUUUUCUUUUUGCCUCUGAGAAUGUUUUGGUGAGAAUGAAAGUUUGGUUAAUACUCACCGACCUCAGCCUCCUGCUGGGCCUAUCAGAGCCCCACGUUUAACAGUGUAACAAGCGGAGGAUUCAGCAUUACUGUAGUUACAUAUUUUUGUUUGUGUAAAACAAAUCUAGUUUUUAUAGUCCUUUUUAAUUCUUUUUAAAAAUCCACAAUAUAGUUACUGCCACAAUGGAUGACCCAUCAACCAAAAACCUCACCUCAGUCUGAUAUGUCAAGACGUCUGGCUUCAGUUUUGGGCCCUGAUCUCAAAUCAUGUAAAGACAGGAACUGCUGCUGCUGAGUGUUGAGACAGCUGAGGAGAGGGCCAGCUGUAUCUGUUAGUGUCUGUCCUGAUGUUAAAUAUCAACCUUUAAUAUACAUUUGUCCAUUCGAGCUAAUGUCUAACAUGGCACACAUUCCAGUGUGAAACAGCAGCUUAUCACAGUGAUAAGGUGUUUGCUCCAGAGGGUAGAGCAUGCAAGUCCAAUAUCAUCAACUGAAAGACUCUAAGCACAAGAUGCAUUUUAAUUACUCCACAGUGAAACCCUUGCGUCUUUUACACAACAGCCUUGGCAUGUUAACUAUUAGCUUUGUCUUAUGCUAGAAUUAGUUUUAAAAAGUUACAUUUUUAAAAGACUUAUUUGGCAUAAGAAAGUUACAUUUAUAUGCCAACUUAAUGCUGGUGUAAGACAGAACUAAUUAUGUCCUUUAAAGAAAUGUACAAACAAAAUUAAUUUGCAUAGAAAAUGUAACCCAAGCAUACAAAUGCAGACCUAUGAAUAAAUGCAAGGUGCCAAAUGCUUACUAAGUCAUUCUGUUCAUUCUAAUUUACACUGCAGUAUCUAGUCUUUGUCACUGCAGCCGAUAAAAUCACUGGGGGAAAAAAAAGCCUGACCAACUCCUUCAUAGGCCAGUCUUAUAUGACCUUGUUUAUGCAGACUGGAUAAAAUGACGUGAGGUCAUAGCAAAAAGGUUUUACAGGUGAGAACUUCUUGAACUACAAAUACACAACUUGCUGAAAUGAUGCCUUUUCCUCACAGUCAAUAUAUUUGACAUCUAAUUAGCUCUGUUUGUUUGUUUUGUUGGUUUGUUUUUUAAGAAAUGAACUUUUAAAAUCUUGUGUACACUGUACACAUGAGCAGUUUGUUAUAGUAUAAUACAGCUGCCAUAAAGAUCAUUUUGUUAUGGCUGUAAUUUUUUUUGUUGAUAUCAUCUGAAGGGAGGUCAUGGUUAUAAACUACAAAAUAUCAUCAGGUUGAGAGGUGUUUCUAAUAUUCUGACCCAUCAAAAGUAGUUUUUUUAUUAUAUUUUCUGUACACUCACUUGUGUCAGAGUUCCACAUUUUAUAUGUUGAACCCACAGAACUGACUCAUUUGUAUACGCGUACACACUCUUACACAUGCAAGUAUGCAUUUUUGACACUAUCACUAAGUGGAAUAUUCUGAUAUUUGUGAAGACAGAUCUUACAGCAAGGCAGCUGUACUGAACACCAUCCGUGUUUAGGUACCUAUAAUAAAGUGGUCACUGUGGGGGGUUAUUUUGCUUUGUUUUGUUUUUUAAAAUUUGUUGAUUAGUAAUAAGCAAAUCUAAUUUAUGUAAAAACAAGUUUUGUCCUCAAACAGGUCAAAGAAUAGUUUGAUGUACACAGAUUUGAACACAGGGCUGCUCCAGUUAAAGGCCAACUUCCAAUAACAAACCAGCAAAUAAUUGGUUUAAUGAGCUGGGAAAUGGUACCUGAAUGCAGCACGAGCUCAGUUCGAGUGUGAACAGGUGAAGUUACAGCUUUGUUUGGUUCAGGCUGAGACUUCUGCUCCUCCACCUCCAUCAUAUCGCUUCAAUCUUUGAAAAGCUGCUGUCUCACUGGCUGGCCCACAGGGGGAAGUCUAAUUUGUUGUUCUGGUUUGUUACGAUCCACAGUUUUAUUAUUAUAUAAUUUUUUUUUCUUUUAUUUUCACCAAUGCUACAGUUUACUGUGUAACUCUCGUUUGUGUAAUGCAUGAUUAAUACAAUAAAAUAUUUUUUUUAGUCUUCCGAAAAAUGAAAAAAAAAAUUCUGUUUGCGAGAUUUGAUGAGUUUUGUGUUUUGUUUUUUAUUUACAAACUAUGAACAGCAGAUUUUAAAGGCUGUACCACAUAGAAUACAGCUGUUGAAAUGUACAUAAAAUGUCUAUAAUAACUAUUAAACUGUGUACCUGUACAAAA